Messenger RNA from Solanum pennellii, 2637 nucleotides. Its product is annotated as auxin response factor 18-like. The coding region runs from base 140 to 2197 and encodes 685 amino acids. The transcript is spliced from 15 exons. Gene Ontology annotation, molecular function: DNA binding; protein binding. Gene Ontology annotation, cellular component: nucleus. Gene Ontology annotation, biological process: regulation of DNA-templated transcription; response to hormone. NCBI's taxonomy places the organism in Eukaryota, Viridiplantae, Streptophyta, Magnoliopsida, Solanales, Solanaceae. The record is from RefSeq and is a predicted model, not a curated record.
ACUUCUCUGAAACAGCAAGAAAAAGCUCUGUUUUUUAACGGCCGGUUACUAUCACCGAUCACCGGCAGCUUCCGUUACCGCCGGUGGAAUUAGAAAAGUUUUCAGCUUUAACUCCUCCGCUUUAAAGGAAUUCCAUUUAAUGGAGAAUCAAGGGUCUUUUAUGUCAAACCAGCAGCAUCAGCAACACAAUUUCUCAGCUGAAGUUUCAGGUGAAGAUGAAUUGUGCCAAGAGUUAUGGAGAUUGUGUGCAGGUCCAUUAGUUGAUGUUCCAAAAAAUGAAGAAAGGGUUUACUAUUUCCCACAAGGUCAUAUGGAACAAUUGGAGGCAUCAACAAAUCAGGAGCUGAAUCAGAGCAUACCAUUGUUCAAUCUGCAACCAAAGAUCCUUUGUCGCGUUCUUCACAUUCAACUUCUGGCUGAGCAAGACACUGAUGAGGUUUAUGCGCAGAUUGCUUUGUUGCCCGAAGCAGAUCAAGUUGAGCCGACUAGUCCUGAUCCGUCCCUGCCCGAGCCUCCGAGGCCCAAAGUUCAUUUCUUCUGCAAGGUUCUAACUGCGUCUGAUACGAGCACUCACGGUGGAUUUUCCAUUCUCAGAAAACAUGCUAACGAAUGCCUGCCUCCCCUGGACAUGACCCAAGCGACUCCAGCACAGGAAUUGGUAGCCAAGGACCUUCAUGGCUUCGAGUGGCAUUUUAAACAUAUAUUUAGAGGCCAACCCCGGAGGCAUUUACUUACCACAGGGUGGAGUACCUUUGUUUCCUCGAAGAGAUUAGUUACGGGGGAUUCUUUUGUAUUCUUGAGGAGUGGAAAAGGUGAAGUCCGAAUAGGAAUUAGACGACUUGCUCGCCAACCGAGCUCAAUGCCACAAUCAGUGAUUUCAAGUCAGAGCAUGCACCUAGGAGUGUUAGCUACUGCAUCUCAUGCUGUGACGACCCAGACUAUGUUUGUCGUUUAUUACAAACCGAGAACAAGUCAGUUUAUCAUAGGUCUAAACAAAUAUCUCGAGGCUGUUAAGCAUCAGUAUUCAGUUGGCAUGAGAUUCAAGAUGAAUUUUGAAGGGGAAGAGAUUCCUGAGAAAAGAUUUACAGGUACCAUAGUAGGAGUUGAAGAUAGUUCCUCACAGUGGAAAGAUUCAAAAUGGCGAUCAUUGAAGGUUCAAUGGGAUGAGCCUGCGUCUGUUCCAAGACCUGACAGAGUUUCUCCUUGGGACAUCGAACCAUUUGUGGCAUCAGUCGCUACUCCUCUCGUUCCACCAAUGGGGGUGAAGAAUAAAAGGCAUCGAGCACAUAACGAACCCAAAGUUUCAGAACCUGUUCCCGCUGCUGCACUAGCCGCUUGGAUUCCUUCAGCACAAUUUAACCCCGUUAUUGAAGGACAAAGUAGUGAUAAUCCAUUUUCCUUGCAUACUUCACAAACAAAUUCAACUGCCACAAACAGUACUUUUAAGGCUCGUGUCGAUGGAAUUUGGUCAGCUUCUAAAGUAAACGCUUCUUUGAAUAUGCUUUUGGAUGAGACAGAAGCCAGUAAAAGUGCUUCACCUCGGCCUGCUUUUCCAAGCUUUGCGUCCUCACAAUUCGGAAAGCAGAACGAUCUCCUGCUUCCUAGUCUAGACGAUGAGAGAAAAUGUGAUACAAUUACAUCCUGUAGAUUGUUUGGUAUUGACUUGAAAUGUCCCUCAUUUGGUUCUGUUAAUGAGAAUCCGCCUCUAGAACCAGCCAACAAUUCCGAUGGCUCUGCUGAAGGGUGCUCUGGAAACUUGACUUCUGCUGGUGAUUCAGAAGACAACUCUGGCCUUUCAAGAGAUUCUGAAGAUCAGAAGCAAGAGCAGCUGAAUCCUCCACCAAAGGAGGUUCACAUCAAGCAGGUUUCUUCCACCAGAACUCGCACCAAGGUUCAAAUGCAAGGGGUGGCUGUGGGACGUGCUGUGGAUUUAACAAAACUAUAUGGAUACGAUGAGCUCCGAAGAGAACUCGAAGAGAUGUUCGAUAUCCAGGAAGAGCUCCACGCACGAAAUAAAUGGGAGAUCGUUUUUACAGAUGAUGAAGGUGACAUGAUGCUUAUGGGCGAUUAUCCUUGGUCAGAGUUCUGCAACAUCGCGAAGAGGAUCUUCAUUUGUUCUAGUCAAGACAUAAAAAGUUUCAGUGCAGGAACCAAAUCGCCGUCUUGUUUAGAAAGUGAGACAACUGCUUCAACAUGAAAAUUUGGAAGAGAUCAAAGGUUGCAACUUGCCUUUCUAAGUUAUAUCCUUUGUACUAAAAUCCCUCAUACAUCUGUCAGGAGCGAAGACUCCAUGUCAUCCUUGAUCGCGUUUUCCCAAUUGUGAGCUUCAUUUCUUAAAAAGUUUCGGCCUUGUUGACUUACAACAGGUAUCUGCAAUCUUAAUAAUAACGCGUAGAGGAUGAGACUAUGUCGUCUUGUUGAAUAAGCUUGAUAACAAGCAAAUAGUUGAAUCUUUUUUCAUCAUUUAGUUGAGUUAUUAGUAUUAGAAGCUUGUGUAUAUGUAACUUUAUGAUUCUGGUGGAAGUUUGAUUGUUGUAUCUCUAUAGUUGUACUUACUCAUUGUUGCAACAUGAAAAACUUACUCACACCGAGUGUUUAUGUAAAAUCAAUAAGUAUAUGAGACGUAUAUUCUAUAUA